CCGUGCAACUUUCACCUAAACCUUCAUCGUUUCAAGCAGGUUUGCCCUAAUCUUAAGAUCUUCAGACAGGAGACUCCACAGCCUUCCCUAGUGACUGUUCCAGUGGUCAUAGCCCGCUUUGGCUGCAGGCCUUUCCUUACGUCUCACCCACGUCCCUCCUGCUGCACGGAAAUCUCCCUCGAGAUUUCACUAAUUCUCAGAUCCGUAGCGACUUCCUGUGCCUUAGCCAGUCCACCCCCUGUGGGCCUCUGCCCUGCGGGCCACCUCGCCGCCAGUCUAGCAGCUGAGCACUUCCCUACCCUGCCGGAGUCCGCCGCUCAUGAUGCCUGACCUCGACCUCUUAUUUCCAGCGCCUUCUACCAGGGGGUGAAACAGCGGAGCCUGACGUGGGUUCUGCACCGGUGGCGGAGGAGGGCCCGGCCUCCGGGGCCCCUCCCUGCCAGCUCCGGGGUCUCCGUCCCGGAGCCGUUGGGCAUCCUACCGGACUCGGCAGAGGACUCCGGCUUGCCCAGGUUCCCCAACGGCCUCCCGGCCAGGCCGGACACCAGUGCUCCCUGCAGCUCAGCGGACAAGGCUCCUGGGGAGGCCCAACUGGAGACCCCGCGUGCUCGAUUCUCGCCGGAGGCCAGGCAGCGGAGGCGUUACCUUCUGCUGUGGUUGGCUCGCGCCCAGCGGGCUUGGGAGGCCGACUGCCAUCACGGGAUCUCCCUGCAGAUGCGCGUGUUCCGGGGCUGGAGCCGCCGGGCAGCCACCCACCGUGCCCGGAAAGAGCCGGCUCUCCGCCAGGUCGGGGAGCGUCGGUGCCGGGUGGCACUCGGCCUCUGGCGGCUGCGGCUGGCACAGAAGCGGGAGGUGGAGCGGCGGGAUCAAGAGCGGGCCUGGAGACGGGCGCGAUGGGUUCUGCAAAUCUGGCACAGCUGCUGGCAGAGGGCGCAGAUCCUGCACUGGCGCUGGAUGCAGGGUCACUCCCUGAAGGUGGUGAGGGCGGCAUUCUACAGCCGGCACCGCCAGGUUGUGCAGAAGAGAAGCGCGGCCUCCCGGCAGGAGCGAUACCUCUUGCACAGGAAUCUGCCCCAGGAUCAGGGAGAAUUGGGGACGGGUGGGAACGGUCAGGGAGGAAGUGGGGGCUGGUGGGAGACGCGGAAGGGACCAGUAUGGAUUCUGUGUGUUGACUAG
Molecule: messenger RNA, 1176 nt
Organism: Ornithorhynchus anatinus (platypus)
Lineage: Eukaryota; Metazoa; Chordata; Mammalia; Monotremata; Ornithorhynchidae
Exons: 5
Coding region: 715-1176 (153 amino acids)
Source: RefSeq, a predicted model, not a curated record